CAUUCGCUGACACUAGUGUUGGAACUGAAGCGCAAAUAUGACUGCGUCUACGCUUGAAGCGAAUGGUGGACGCACGAUCGUCGGCCACUGAGCGUGGGUAAUCCCUGUAAAGUAGCGGUGGCAGUAUGUCGUGUUGAUGGUUGCUGUCUCGGAGAACUCUCCCAUGGUACUGCUGAAAUCGUUGUCAAUGGGCGCGCACCAGACAGUGUAUGCCUGGUCGUCACGACUGCGAUGCUUCGAGAGAACUUGCAACUCGAAUCGCCUCUAGUACCACACCGACAACUGUAUCGUCUGCUGCGUCGACGAAAUAUGACGUUCAACGGUAAGUCGCGGCAUUGAACAGACGGCAGUGAUGUUGACUGCGCAUAAUAAUCUUUAUGCAGGCCCACAAGUUCAAGAAGAGUGUACUGCAAAGCGUUUAUUCAUGAUGCUGAAUAAAAGAGUCCAGUGGCGGUCUGUACGUUUUCCUGAAUAUUUUCUACCCCUCUGCAGUCAAGCUUCCAGACGACAGUGUUUGUCCAUCACAGCGCCAUGGCACCACGGGACAUUGGCCCUCACAUAAACCAUCGGCAACAAGAAAUUAUAAUUAACUUUAUGGAGCGAAAUCCCCGUUUAGUGAAAUCAGGAGAUCUGGACCCAAAAUUCACAGCUCAGAGAAAAAAGGAAAUGUGGGAGGAGCUCGCGAAAUUGCUAAACGAUGCCGGCCCUCCCACAAAGCCCGUGGUGCAGUGGCGUUGUUGGUGGAACCGAUUUGUGAGUCGGGCCAGGGCGGACGCAGGAAACCUAUCCGCCGAGAUGAAGUCUACCGGCGGUGGACUCCUUGGGGGAGCGAAGGGCCGAGUGCUCGCCCUACUCGGGCCUGCGAGUACAGUACCGGUGCGGCCUGCGCCUUUCUUGAGCAGUCAAUGCGAAAGCGACUCCCAGCAACAGCAGCCAAACACCUCAGCUGUGACUGAGGUGUCACAGCCAGGCGACACCUCAGCACCUCGGCAGCAACCACCAUCGGCAAGCACCGGCGUCACGGGCGGAAGGUGUACUGCCAGCCGGCCUCCAAGAGCUGCAUCAAGAGGCCGCUUGCUGCAGCAGGCUGUGGGGGACACCUCAAGAAGGGUAGCCCUCGCAGCCGCAAGAAAUGAGGUGGCUGAAAAAUUAUUGGAAGAGUCCCGCAAGCAAACUGCUGAGCUGCGGGUGCUCAACAACCAGGUCGGCAGGCUGGCCGACGCCAUGGAGCGGCAGGCCGACGCCCUGGAGCGGCAACUGAGGCCAAUAUCGGAGUUGGCCACAGUCCUGGCCUCAUUUCUAACAAAUUACACACCACAAGUUUAGUGGUUAUAUCUAACGAAUGUGUAUGUAUUAAAAGUUCUUAAAAAUACCAGCAUAUGUUUCAAGGUUUACUAGUAAUGUAGUGUGGCAAUGUCACAGGUGAAACUGCCCCAAAUUAUUUUUCAGCAAUUCUUGGAGCAAGUAACAUUGCGUGUUAGAGCAGUCUGGAGCAGACAUAAUUGUAUUUUGGAUCAAUUUGGGGCACAAAAUAUUCAUUUUGAUGCAAUUUGGGGCAGGCCAAUGUCAAUUUUGGUGGAAUAAUGGAAUUUACAGGGCACUUCGAAAGCACAUAGGUACAUUAAAGACCAACACGAAAACAACAUUACAGUAUGUAAAGAGGCAGCAUUGUGCAUGUUUUUCUGCAUAAAGGCAAGAGCAUUUGUGGCACUAUCAUCUAACUGCACAUUCCCGUGCCAUAGCUGAUAACUGCAAUGUUAUUAAAUCAUGUGGCGCAAUCAACGCGGUCACACAGCUUCUAGUUCACGAUAUGUCACUGCAGACGCAGAGAGCCGUGACCAACUCCGGGCUGGUGAAACUUCUAGCUAUUCCAAUCUGUUUUUGCCGCAAUAGCAAUUAUGUGGACGCUGUAGGCGCAUUUCCGCCGUCGCUGUAGCCAUGAUGUUCCAGAUUAAUUCCAGGGGCGAUAACGACGUUGGCGUGUACUGUAUGCUGUAAAGUAUGUGCGAGUGAAAGCGUGUGAGGAUGGGUCGACGAUGCCAUUUGACGAACUCAACAUUUAAUGAAGUACAUUCUAAUUACAACCUCCCAAGUGUACGUACAUGCGCCGGCCACUAGCGUGAAGCGCUGAAAAGUCUGCUGUUGUGAGCGAAAAAAUUCAUGUGGGAGGCUCGUUGGCUAGGUGUGCAGCAUGUGAACAGCUGUUCCCCCCCUUUUUUUAUAUAGAAUUCCCUCCCUGUUCAUGGCACAAUCCUCUCAACAUUUUUGUUUUUGGCGCAGUAUGGAACAGGAAUUCACCUUUCUGUCAAGAUGGUGCAAUUGACAAAGGAGUUCCAGCUUUGCAAUAAUGUUGUGAGGUACCAUGCACUUCCAGUGCUUUUCAAGUAUGGAUAGGCACCGCACAUCUUUGUUGUGCCAUUGGAGUAUAGAAGAAAGCCGAUUUUAAACUAAUUCUUGCACCCUCACUGCCAACACAACAUCACGUAUACUUCGUGUAGCUUACACAAAUGCAUGCCAAAGCUAUGAAUUACAUGGAUUAGUAGUUUGCGUCCGAGCCGCUAACUGAUGUCACCAUUUCUUCCUACGCUCAUGCUGAAAGGAAAUACUAAUAAAGUGUUACGCACGCACACUUCUUUGCAGUACAAACGAGCAUAACUUGUCGGUUUAAGUAAACCGCUCCUCGAUGAUGGGACACAAAUGUCUGUCCGCCUCAGACAGAGGAAAAAUCUCGUCAUGUUAACGACUUCCAGCAUAAAUAACUCUCGAUGUGUGUCACAAUGUAACACACGUAGGAAACACUAUGGAAGUAUUCAACAACGAACUGAAGGGAACAUGACGAAUAUGGCCAAUCAUUCAAAGAGGUCAAAUUCUAUUAAAAGAAUUGUCGCACGACACCAUUUGAGCAAGCACAGUAACAGCACAGUCCACAUAGCAUGUCUUCCAGUGCAUACAGAACAACAAACUGUUGCCACAAAAGUUUGAGUGCGUUCCUUAACAGCUUAUGCUAUCGAAACCUAAGCUGCAUGUUAAAUAAUUCACAUGGACAUAAAGGCGGUGGAAACUACGGCUUGGCAGUUGAACUGCAUGCAUUUCUUGGUUUCGGUCAUGAGUGAACAUGACCUCGUAGGGGCACAUGGAAAUACCCGGUAAUAAGAAGCUUGUCUUUGUCAGCCAUGCAACAAAAAUCGGACUUUCUCAGUCACAGCAAUACAGGCGACACAUUGAGAUACACAUGAUAAUGCAACAUAGAUCGUAACGUAUCAUUUAACCAAAUAAGGUGACCAGUGAAUUUUGAAACGCACCGAAAAACAAAAAACUUCGUAUGAUGAGCCCCACACUGCUUUUAACACAAUGCUUAGUUUCCGUUGUAAAUUUAUUUUCAAAGUUGUGCAACACAAUAGAAGGGAAUGAAAUUUAAAUUUUGUCAGCCACUCAAACGAGGAACAAUUGCGCAAGUUGCACUUUUUAACAUGAACCGCAUAGUUCGAGUUCGCAAAGGUGUUGCAAAUAUGCUGCCAAUUUAAUAUUGUACAUCAUAAAGCGUACUUAAUGUGCAGCAAUGCUACAUAAGCUGUACCACGUUUGAAGGUCAUUGUUGGGUGUCAUUCACACUCAGGUACAUAUAAUCGUGUUAUGUUUCACGUCGUGGCGACCUUCUUUCAUUAAGCUUUCCGAAAUUGCCUGUUAGCGGAUUUGUAGUAAAAUUUGCGCCUAUGUUACGCACAGGUGCCAUUUUUCUUGUAAUACCGCAAUUUUUAUUUCUUCUUAGGGUUCAACACAUUUCAAUGCGAUUGCUGUGAUGGUGAUGUUACGCAAGCGACUUGUACAGUUUGGAUACACUUUAAAUGGAACCUCUGGUGUUUGUGUACAUUAGGAUGUUUUAAUAUCCAAAUGCCGCUGACAUUACUGUUACCAGUGGAAUGGCAUAAUUGGCUUAGAAGCUCAUCCGUAAUUUCAAAUUGCGAAUAAACCUUCGAUUGCUCAGACACAGUCAGCACUGCAGGAUCGAUAUUUUUUGAGCCCACUGUGCAAGGCAGCUGACAUGCCCAAACACAACACCGUGUGCUGCAGGUAGACAAAGAAAAGCAUCGGUUGUGACGUAUCUCACAAUGAUGAUUGCUGGCCAUCGACUCGUGCGAAAGGGUCCUAGCUUCGUCGUUUGUGGUCUAAGUGGUCGUGUAGUGUACGAUAUCACAAACACGGGACGCCAAGUGCAGAGUUAUACAUGCGUGGGCAUGGCCCGGGAGCAUGCAACCAAUAUUUGAGGUUCGUGAUAAGGAAAACUAAUUCAUGUUUAGUCACAUCGUUUGGCAUGAACAAUUAAAGUGCAAAAGGGAACGUAUACUCAACAUUUCUAUUUCAAGGCCAGAGGACAUAGAAAAAUUUCCCACGUUGCCCUUUCAGUGACCAUUUUCAAUUGGCUGUGAGAAUGACCUCCCUAUUAGAUAUAUGGUGGAGGCUACAAAAUGCUUCAACUAUUUAAAGAAAAGGUAGUACGCAGCACUUUCACAUGUUUAGAAACUUCUGCAACAUUGCAGGUUAGGAAAGUAUUACACAUUCACCUCGAAGUGACGCUUUUGUGUUAUAAGAAGCAAUCACGUGCG
This is a messenger RNA of Dermacentor albipictus, 4604 nucleotides long. Lineage: Eukaryota; Metazoa; Arthropoda; Arachnida; Ixodida; Ixodidae. The record is from RefSeq and is a predicted model, not a curated record.